UUGUUAUUUCUUAAAUUCAUUAGAUUUUCUUAUCCCAUUUGUGUCUCAGGGCGCUAUUGGUUCUCCACUCUCUGGUUCACCUUUUCGCGUGAGCACGGCGUCUUCCUUCCACAUGACCACCACACCGGCAAUGCGAAGGCCAACUUUGCUAACGGUCUACGAUUCUCCAGUAGACUGUUUACCAACCUCUACUCUGCCUGGCGCACCUUGAAGAUGAAUGUGCGCAACCUCACCACUGGGGCUGUGGACACGAAUGUUGCGGUUCUGCCAGCGGCUACUGCUGCCUCGCCCCUCGAUCAGCGCUCCCUCACGUACGAACCGGAUAAGCUGGAGGAUCGAAGCUGUUAC
This is a messenger RNA of Dibothriocephalus latus, 348 nucleotides long. The record is from the annotation of a GenBank genome assembly. Lineage: Eukaryota; Metazoa; Platyhelminthes; Cestoda; Diphyllobothriidea; Diphyllobothriidae.